CUAAAAAAUUAGUAUUCCUCCCACUUUUACGGAAAUUUUAGUGGAAAAGUUCGGUUUUUAGGUUUAAAUAACGCUAAAAAAUGCCCGAUUCGGGUCUGGCAGUUUUCGAAAAAGACAGCUUCAAUGCCGAGAAGUACGUCAAAGAGCUGGUGCAGGACUGCGUCGGUGGACCGGAACUGCAGCAGACGAAGGCCAAGAUCCAGAGCCACAGUGACACGGUUUCCUCCACCCUGAAGAAGCAUGUCUACGAGAACUACAUGCAGUUCAUCGAGACGGCCAAGGAGAUUUCCCAUCUGGAAUCGGAAAUGUACCAGCUGUCGCACAUCCUGAUCGAACAGCGUAACCUUCUGUCGACCUUAAGGGACGAAUCGAUGCUCGAUGAUCAGAAGUAUAUCAUCGAGGACCAAAGUAUCGAUCCGAAUGAAAACGAGGAGCAGCAGAACAAGAAGGCGAUCCAGUUGAUCAAGGAAUCGCUCAUUGGGUAUAAGGGCAAUCUUGACGAUAAGGUUUUUAUCCAUGAGGGCGGUUUGAUCGAAUUGGACCCCAACGAUUAUCGUCCCAUCUGUCGGAUCCAUCUAUUUCUCUUCAACGAGAUACUUGUUCUGGCCAAAGUCAAGCAUGAUAAAAAACUGGAAUUCCUCACGGAGUACGACACCAAAAAGAUCGCCGUCAUCAAUAUCAAGGACCUGGACGGGGUUAACAAGAAUGCUAUCAACGUGUUCACCAGCGACGGGGCGCGCAUCUUCCAGUGCGUCAACUCGGCUUCCAAGCUGGAGUGGAUCGACAAGUUCGAGGUGGCGAUCAAGUUCAACCAGCUGAAGCACAAGAAGGGCCCCGCCCCGCAACCGCCGACGACGUUGAACUUGAAGAACCGCCAGCAGAAGUCGGUGGACAGCGAGAUCAUGAUGACGCUGAGUCCGACGGCUUCCGAGGUGGCCGCUGCCGUGGUGGAGAAUCUGGCUCCGGAUUGGUUGGCCUCGGCGCCGGAGGAAAUUCAGGCGGAAAUUGCCCAGAGGCAUUUUGAGGAUUGUUUGGCGUUGGUGCAGAAGUGCGAGGAAUAUCUGGUGAAGGACAGUAGUUUUCGCGGGGCGGCGGAAAUCAGAGAGAAGAUCAAGGGUUUGAAGAGCACGUUGUCGUCGGUUUUGAUGCAGGAGUUGUCCAAUUCGCAGAGUCGGAGCUUGCAGGCUGCUUUGCGAUCCAGUAGGAGGCCUUUGAAGUUGCUGGUCGAGAUGGAGAAGGCCCGAGAAGCUUGUGGGAUACUGUUGAGAGUUUGUAGCAGUGCUAUAAGAACUUCACAGAGACAGGCACGUCGGAACAAUCUGGCGGUUUCGGAACUAUUCUUCUGCGAUGUGGCGCAAGUGGCCAGCGAGUUCUUGAGGGCUUUUAGCAGCAAGGUUUCUUGUACCAGUGCGUUGAUCGUUUGGUGCAACAUGGAGUUGCAGUAUUUUGCUUCACAGUUGAUCAAACACUACCUGACCAAGGAUACUCAACUGGAGAUGGUGGCCAGAGUGGUGGAAGGCGUUCGAAAUCCGUGCUCUAAGCUAACGGAUAUUGGACUGGAUUUGUCCUACCACAUGGAGGGUUUGCUGCGAAAUACUCUGGAACAGCUCCUGGAGGAAGCGAAAUUUCGGUUGGUGGAUUCCAUCGGACGAACCGAAGACGUUUGGCAGCCGUACAACCUGCAGACGAAGACCAAUUUGAGAAGCGUCCUGAAGGAAUUCGACGCCCUAGGUUUGGACAUGAAACCUCUCGUUACGGGCGAUACUUGGAUCAAUCUUACGCAAACGUCGGUGAACUUCUGCAGACAUUUCCUGACCACCACGGAAAGCUGUGCCUAUCUAGCGAAGUACGACUCCCUAAAACAGGACGCGGAGCAGCUUCUGAAAGAACUUUUCCUGGCACAGCACGCCGUCAAGCCUCAUCCGUCGAUGAGCGUGGAUCUGAACUUCAUUGCGAAGAACAAGAUCUACAUGGGCGAUGUGCUGCUUCCGAUUGCUAUCGCUCGCUUCGAGAAAAUCUCCGAUAAGAAACCGGAACUGUUGAUGGAACUUCAGCUGCAACUGCGUGGUCCUCCGAAACCGAAACCCCGGAGCGUUUAUCAGACGGAUGUUCUCUAAAUUUCCUUACAGCAAACCGAGAGAUGAUCUUGCAACGUAUUUAUUCCAUUCGAAGUUUAACAUUAGAUUAAAAUAAUAAAGUUAUUUUUAGAAGAUGAA
Messenger RNA from Aedes albopictus (Asian tiger mosquito), 2216 nucleotides. It is a transcript of the gene Exo84, whose product is annotated as exocyst complex component 8. Bases 81 to 2117 code for a protein of 678 amino acids. The transcript is spliced from 5 exons. Gene Ontology annotation, biological process: intracellular protein localization; exocytosis; Golgi to plasma membrane transport. The record is from RefSeq and is a predicted model, not a curated record. Gene Ontology annotation, cellular component: exocyst. Lineage: Eukaryota; Metazoa; Arthropoda; Insecta; Diptera; Culicidae.